AUGGACUUGUCUUUUCCAACCGACGUACAGGAAUUCGACAGCGAUGAACGCAUAUCUUUCUCUAAGCUAGAUAACAAGUUCAUCGCGGUCCAUGACGAUGGCACCGAAUUCGAAUUCGACGCCGACUUGAAGAAAUGGGUUCCUACGGAAGAGGAGCCAUUGGACGACGAUUUAGACGAUCUUAGAGAGUACAGCGGAACCCCUGCAGAUGACGAUACGUCAAAUAAGAAGAGGAAGCAAGGAGUAGAAAAUGGAGAUGCGCAAAAGCCUCCGCCUCAACCUAAACAAAACACAGCCGUCUACGUGACCGGCCUCCCCGCCGAUGCCACGGUCGACGAAGUCCACGACCUGUUCUCUCGCAAAGCCGGCGUCAUUGCUGAGGAGAUUGACAGCGGAGCGCCGCGAAUCAAGAUGUAUAAUGACGACAAAGGCAACUUCAAAGGCGAUGCCCUCAUCGUAUUUUUCAAGCCUCAGAGCGUCGACAUGGCCAUCAUGCUGCUAGACGACACCAAUUUUAGAUUUCUGCCCAGUGGCACGACGGAAGGAAGGAUUCGAGUCCAAGCCGCUGAUUCAAGCUACAAAAAGACCCAAUACGACCAGGAGGGGGGUGCUCGCGAGGCAAGCAAUGGCAAUGGCCAGAAACGACAAAGGAACGAGAGAGAUCGACAGAAAAUCAUCAAGAAGACACAGAAGCUUGACGCUAAGCUUGCUGACUGGGAUGACGAUGAUCCAUACGCGUCAUUGGUGCCAUCUAGCUCGAAGCGGGACAAGACUGUGAUCCUACGGCACAUGUUCACUCUCCAAGAGCUGGAGGAGGAUCCUGCUGCGUUGUUGGAAAUCAAGGAAGACAUCAGAGACGAGUGCUCCAAACUUGGCGCCGUCACCAGUGUGGUUCUGUACGAUUUGGAGCCUGAUGGCGUGGUAUCUGUCAAAUUCAAGACGACCGAAUCUGCAGCUGCGUGCAUCAAGCUCAUGAAUGGACGAAGCUUUGGCGGCAGCACUGUCGAGGCAUCACUGUCGGUGGGCGAGAAAUUCAAGAAGUCGGAAAACGAAGCCAACGAGGACUCAGAUUAA
This is a messenger RNA of Trichoderma harzianum CBS 226.95, 1074 nucleotides long. RefSeq lists its product as hypothetical. Lineage: Eukaryota; Fungi; Ascomycota; Sordariomycetes; Hypocreales; Hypocreaceae. The transcript has 2 exons. Gene Ontology annotation, cellular component: U2 snRNP; U2-type spliceosomal complex. The record is from RefSeq and is a predicted model, not a curated record. Gene Ontology annotation, biological process: mRNA splicing, via spliceosome. Gene Ontology annotation, molecular function: RNA binding. Bases 1 to 1074 code for a protein of 357 amino acids.